AUGUCCGGCAGACUCGUUGAGAACAUUGCCAGGAUCGCAUUACCGGUGGGGAUCGCCAUCAGCGCGCUGCAGUACUCGAUGUACGAUGUUAGAGGAGGUUCCCGUGCGGUGAUCUUCGACAGACUGAGCGGUGUUCAGAAACAGGUUGUUGGAGAAGGAACCCACUUUCUUAUCCCAUGGUUGCAGAAAGCCAUUGUCUAUGAUAUCAGAACGAAACCGAAGGGGAUCGCGACCAACACUGGUACGAAGGAUCUACAGAUGGUGUCGUUAACGUUGAGAGUGCUACACAGACCAGACGUACUACAACUACCACGGAUCUACCAGAAUCUGGGCUUGGACUACGAUGAAAGAGUGCUGCCAUCGAUCGGUAACGAAGUGUUGAAGGCGAUUGUGGCACAAUUCGACGCAGCUGAGCUGAUCACGCAGAGAGAACUGGUCUCGCAGAGGAUCAGGGACGAACUGUCUCGUCGUGCCAACGAGUUCGGUAUCAGAUUGGAGGACGUUUCGAUAACACACAUGACGUUUGGUCCCGAGUUCACCAAGGCCGUGGAGCAGAAGCAGAUCGCUCAGCAGGACGCGGAAAGGGCCAAAUUCCUGGUCGAGAAAGCGGAGCAGGUGAGGAAAGCGUCCGUUAUCCGCGCAGAAGGUGAGGCAGAGUCUGCCGAGUACAUCUCGAAGGCGCUGGCCAAGGCGGGCGACGGUCUUCUGCUGAUCAGAAGGCUGGAGGCGUCCAAGGAGAUCGCGCAAACGCUGUCCGCUUCCUCAAACGUUACGUACUUGCCAGGUGACAAGAGCGGCAGCAGCGGGUCGGAGGGGACCCCUAACACGCUGCUUCUGAACAUAGGCCGCUGA
Molecule: messenger RNA, 852 nt
Organism: Torulaspora globosa
Lineage: Eukaryota; Fungi; Ascomycota; Saccharomycetes; Saccharomycetales; Saccharomycetaceae
Gene: PHB1
Product: prohibitin subunit PHB1
Exons: 1
Coding region: 1-852 (283 amino acids)
Biological process (GO): mitochondrion organization
Cellular component (GO): membrane; mitochondrion
Source: RefSeq, a predicted model, not a curated record